AUGAUAGCAUGGUCAGUGGAGUUGUCCGAGUUUGGCAUCCGAUAUGAAAGUCGAGGUCCCUUGAAGGCUCAAUGCCUGGCAGAUUUUGUGGCUGAACUCACUCCAACCCUAGCAGAAGAAAAUCAGGUAUGGACUCUAUACGUUGAUGGAUCUUCCAACACUAAAGGUGGUGGUGCAGGUAUCAUUUUGGAAGGACCCAACAAUGUCACCGUAGAGAAGUCUCUUAAAUUUGGAUUCAGAGUCACUAAUAACCAAGCAGAGUACGAAGCAUUACUAGCAGGACUGAGUGGGACAUACCAGACCAAGGACACCCUACUACAAAGGUACUUUCAUGUAGCAUCCCAGCGGAUCUCAUCCUUUAGUGAGUUCACCAUACACCAUGUGCCCCAAGAGAAGAAUGUUAGAGUCGAUCUCCUGUCCAAGCUCGCCAGCACAAAGCGCCAUGGGCAACAUCGAACCAUUAUCCAAGAGACCCUAAAUUCUCCCAGUCUAGACGAUAAAGUCGUCAAUACCAAUGAUAAUGAAGACCAAGGAUGGAUGACGGGUAUAUGGAGCUACUUAAAAGAGGGAACUCUACCCGAAGACAAAGAUGAAGCUCGGAAGACGAGGGUACGGUCAUCUAAGUUUGUCAUCAUCGGAGAUGAGCUGUUCAAAUGUGGCAUCUCGACUCCCUUGUUGAAAUGCCUAACAAAGUCCCAAGCCACCUACGUCAUCGAGGAGAUCCACCAAGGAAUAUGCGGUAUGCACUCCGGGGCACGCUCGAUGACAACUAGGGUGCUUCGAGCUUACUGGCCCACACUAAAGUCAGAUUGCCAAGAUUAUGUGCAAAGGUGUAAAGAAUGUCAGCAGUUCGGCAACGCACAUCGGCAACCACCCGAAGUCCUCCACAAAAUGAUGUCCCUGUGGCCCUUUGCCCAGUGGGGGAUGGACAUCCUCGAACCAUUUCCCCUCGCGAAAGGUCAACUCAAAUUCCUCCUUGUGGCAGUCGACUACUUCACCAAGUGGAUUGAGGCAUGCCCACUUGCAAAAAUCACCGCCGAGAACGUGCAAAAGUUCACCUAG
This is a messenger RNA of Cajanus cajan (pigeon pea), 1062 nucleotides long. RefSeq lists its product as uncharacterized. Gene Ontology annotation, biological process: DNA integration. The record is from RefSeq and is a predicted model, not a curated record. NCBI's taxonomy places the organism in Eukaryota, Viridiplantae, Streptophyta, Magnoliopsida, Fabales, Fabaceae. Gene Ontology annotation, molecular function: nucleic acid binding.